GCUGCGGUGGGGAGGGUGCUGACGUGCAUGCUGGGGGCGGCUGCCUCGCCAGCUGACGGCGCCAACAGCGGCAGGAGCGGCAGCGGCACCGGUGGUGUCGGUAGCAUUGGCAACGGAGGCGGUUUCAGGGCAGGUGGCAGCAGCAAUACCAGUAUCAGCAGUAGCAGUAGCAGCACCGUUAACAGCAGCAGUGGGGUGUUGGAGGAGUUGAGGCUGCAAGUGGGAGGUGGUGGGUCGCUGAUGCUGGCGGAUGCGGCGGCGGUGGCGGCGCUGCCCGGGCUCAGGAAGCUGCAGGUCUCCUGCCAGCACGGCACACUGGCGGACUACACCCUCACUCGCAUGCUCUCCCCCUCCACACCCCUACCCUCCUCCUCCUCCUCCUCCUACCCCGCCUCCUCCACCCCCACCCUCACCUGCCUCUCCCUGCGGCUACCCGCCUCGCCCCUCUCCCUCUC
Astrephomene gubernaculifera is the source of this 455-nucleotide messenger RNA. The record is from the annotation of a GenBank genome assembly. NCBI's taxonomy places the organism in Eukaryota, Viridiplantae, Chlorophyta, Chlorophyceae, Chlamydomonadales, Astrephomenaceae.